AUGUUUUUCUCACAGCCCGCCCACCUCGCUAAGGCGGAGGAGCUUAGGACUCCUCCGUCAAAAGGCACGCCGUACUCGGUGGCCAUUCCCGGGACUGAACAGACUGGCCGCAGCCGGAUCUACCGGGCAUGGAAUGCGCAGAAAGAACUGCUGAAGACCUUGGAUCCCCAGGUUGUCACCGCGCACGACAUGUUCGAGUCCACCGCCAACCGCCAACCCAAGAACCACUGCCUCGGCUGGCGCCCCUUCAACUCGGCCACCAAGACCUUUGACCAAUACCAGUGGCUCACAUACGAGACUGUUCAGAAGCGGCGGGCGGCUUUUGGUGCCGGUCUGGUAGAGCUGCACCACAAGCACAACUGCCACCGACCCGGCCAGUACGGUAUUGGCCUUUGGUGCCAGAACCGCCCCGAGUGGCAGAUUACCGACCUGGCCUGUAUGUCGCAAGGUCUCUACUCGGUGUCCAUCUACGAUGUCCUGGCUCCGGACGCCACCGAGUACAUCAUCAACCAUGCGGAGUUGAACUGCGUUGUCACAUCUCUCCCGCACAUCCCUACUCUUCUCAAGCUCAAGCCGGCGAUGCCGAACCUCAAGAUGAUUAUCAGCCUGGAUCCCCUUGAUGCUGGUGAACAAGAAGGCCACUCAAAGCGCGCUUUGCUGGAGUCUAUCGCUGCGGGCCAGGAUGUUGCAAUCUAUACUAUUGAUCAGGUCGAGGCCCUGGGAGUGGCCUCCAAGCGUGGAUAUCAAGCCCCCUCUCCAUCUGAUAUCGUCACUAUUAACUACACUUCCGGCACCACCGGCCCUCCCAAGGGUGUGGUUCUGACCCAUGAGAACGCCGUGGCAGCCACCUCCGCCGGUCUGAUCACCAUUGGCCAGGCCCGCGGGGAUACGAUGUGUUCUUACCUGCCUCUAGCGCACAUCUAUGCCCGUCUGUCAGAGCACACUGCCUUUUACGGUGGUGCCCGCAUCGGUUACUUCCACGGCAACAUCGUGGAGCUGGUCGAUGAUCUGAAGAUGCUGAAGCCCACUGGUUUCAUGUCCGUCCCCCGCCUCUACAGCCGCUUUGGUACUGCCGUGCGUGCUGCCACCGUUGAAGCUCCCGGUUUCAAGGGAGCCAUGUCCCGACACAUUGUAGCAGCCAAGACUGCCAACAUGAAAAACCCCGAUCCCUCCCAGGCCACCAUCCGGCACGCCCUGUAUGACCGGAUCUGGGCCAAGAAGGUAGCCGCGGCUUUGGGUCUGGACCGUACUCGCUACAUGGUCUCAGGCUCGGCCCCUCUGGAUCCUACCUUGCACAACUUCCUGCGCGUUGCCACCGGUACCGAUGUUCUCCAGGGCUAUGGUCUGACCGAGUCUUAUGCCUGCGGUACUGCCCAGUCCUCUCAGGACCUUACGGCCGGCAACUGCGGCGGCCUGGCCCCCUGCACGGAGGCUUGCCUGGCGUCUCUGCCGGAUAUGGAAUACUCCGUCGAUGACAAGCCGUACCCGCGGGGUGAGCUGCUCCUGCGUGGCAGCAACAUGUUCCGCGAGUACUUCAAGAACCCGGAAGAAACCUCCAAGGCGAUGACCGAAGAUGGCUGGUUCCGCACCGGCGACGUGUGCCAGAUCGACGAGAUGGGCCGCUUCAUUAUCAUCGACCGCCGCAAGAACGUGCUCAAGCUGGCCCAGGGCGAAUACAUCUCCCCCGAGCGCCUGGAGGGUUUGAUUAUGUCCGAACUCGGCUACCUGGCCCAGGGAUACGUGCAUGGCGACAGCCUACAGACCUUCCUGGUCGGAAUUUUCGGCGUCACGCCGGAUCUGUUCGCGCCGUUCGCCAGCAAGGUUCUCGGCCGCAGCAUUGCCGCUACCGACCUUGAGGCCAUCAAGGCGGUUUUGAACGACGACAAAAUCCGCCGGGCGGUAUUGCGGGAUCUGGAGCGCGUGGCCAAGAAGCACAAGCUGGCCGGCUACGAGCGCGUACGCAACUGCUCCCUGAAGCUGGAGCCGUUCACUGUGGAGAACAACUUGCUGACGCCGACUCUUAAGCUGAAGCGCCCUCCUACGGUCAAGCUAUACCGCCAACUCUUGGACCAGCUAUAUGCCCAGGCUGUGGAGGAAGAGUCCGCGCCCCGGGCCAAGCUGUAG
Messenger RNA from Penicillium macrosclerotiorum, 2124 nucleotides. Its product is annotated as putative AMP-binding enzyme. NCBI's taxonomy places the organism in Eukaryota, Fungi, Ascomycota, Eurotiomycetes, Eurotiales, Aspergillaceae. Gene Ontology annotation, biological process: long-chain fatty acid metabolic process. Gene Ontology annotation, cellular component: membrane; endoplasmic reticulum. The transcript is spliced from 4 exons. The record is from RefSeq and is a predicted model, not a curated record. The coding region runs from base 1 to 2124 and encodes 707 amino acids. Gene Ontology annotation, molecular function: long-chain fatty acid-CoA ligase activity.